AUGAACAGCCGCCUCUGACCAACACAAGCAUCCUAUCCAGGCGCCCAGUAUCUUCUGGCAGCCAUGGGUGUACUCAACAAGAUCAAGGACAAGCUCGACAAGCACGUCCCCAGCUCGAGCUCCAAGAAAGCGCAUGAACAAAAGCUGGUUGAAGACCCGAUUCGACACACCACAGUGGAGCCUUCCAUCAAUGUGCCGCUCGAGGAGGGCGACAUGUUCCACACAACAGGGCUCGUCACAGAUGAUCCUCUCAAGGACAAGCGCUACACGUCUAGUGGAUUGCGCUCAAAGACGGAGCUGCCAGACACACAAGGCCUGAUUCAAGGCAUGGAGCACCUCGCUGUGGCUGGUCAAGAGCGAGACACUCACGGCUUACUGCGCGGCAUGUCGCCUGCCCUUUCCAUCAAAUGCGGCCCCCUUUUGCGCUAUGUUGACACCGACUUCAGGGCAGCUCAGCCAGUUUGGCAAGGCUCCGUAUUAAUUGUUGCUAUUGACGGCGAGUCGGACUAUGCCUCGCGACCGGCGCUCAAGUUGAGCACCGGCCAGGAUGUUGCCGGAGAGGUGCUACACACGCAGAUGGGCUCAUCUUUCUGGCGCUUCCCACUGCAAAUUGUGCUUGGCGACCAAGAGCAGCGCAUCACAUAUUGCAUCAACGGUUCGGAGCAGAUUCCCUUCGUUGUGCCAUCCAAGCACGAGACAAUGCGCAUCAUGUUCCACAGUUGCAAUGGAUUCUCUCUGUCUGUAGACCAGACCAAAUUUUGUGGUCCGGACCCGCUUUGGAAGGAUGUCUUGCGCAGCCAUAACGAGAAGCCUUUCCACGUCAUGCUCGGCGGAGGCGACCAGAUCUACUGCGACUUGGUCUCACGACGAUGUGCCUUGUUCAAGGAAUGGCUCAACAUGUCCACCAUGGAGCACAAGACCGCACGACCCUUUACCGAGGACAUGCGCCACGAACUCGAAGCCUUUUACUUUGAGCACUAUUGUUGGUGGUUCAGGCAAGGUCAGUUUGGUCGCGCCAAUGGUAUGAUUCCUAUGGUCAAUAUUUUUGAUGACCACGACAUCAUUGAUGGAUUUGGCUCUUAUCCUGACCAUUUCAUGCGAUCUGCCGUCUUUUCAGGUCUCGGCAACGUGGCAUUCAAAUACUACAUGCUGUUCCAGCACCAGUCUCUACCAACUGAGCAGGAAAACGCCAACUCUGCUUGGUGCUAUGGUGUCAAGCCUGGGCCAUACAUCCACGAACACUCUCGCAACAUUGUUGCCAACUUAGGCCCAAAGACCAUCUUCUUUGGCUUCGACAACAGGACUGAGCGUACCAAGCACCAGAUUGUGACGAAUGAGACGUACGACAAGAUCUUUCACCGUCUCGAGAACUCCAUUGUGCCAGGCCAGACGGAGCAUCUCAUUGUGCUGCUCGGUGUGCCUAUCGCAUAUCCGCGUCUUGUUUGGUUGGAAGAGUUGCUCACCUCCAAGGCUAUGGAUCCACUUCGCAUUCUUGGCAAGACUGGUGUAUUGAGUGGCUUUACGCAAAAGUUUGACGAGGGAGUGGAGCUGCUUGAUGAUUUGAAUGAUCACUGGUGUGCCAAGCACCACAAGCAGGAGCGCAAUGACUUUGUCCUGCGAUUGCAAGCUCUCUCACUCCUCCGUUCUGUGCGCAUCACCCUACUCGGUGGUGACGUCCAUCUUGCUUCAGUAGGAGAAUUCUACUCAAACGUCAACUUGCGCAUUCCAAGAGAGAAGGACCACCGCUACAUGCCCAACAUCAUCUCCUCUGCUAUUGUCAACACACCGCCUGCUGAAGCUGUGUCGAAUGUGUUGUCAAAGCGCAACUGUGUUCACCACUUGGAUAAGGAGUGUGACGAGACGCAAAUUCCGCUGUUUACACACGAUGUGAAUGAGAAGAAGCUCAACAACCCAUGCUUACUGCCUCGUCGCAACUGGUGCAGCAUUGACCACACUGGUCCAAAUGGUGGUUUGGAGGUGUCUCUCAAUGUCGAGAUUGAUCAGAGCAACCACGAGGGCAAAACCAAGCCGUACGUCUACCGCGUACCUCGACUGGAUCUUGUGUCGCACAGCACGGGUCAGUCAUACCAGCAACCUCAACAGAAUUUCGGGACUGUACAGCAGCCUGGACUUGCUGGUGUCGGGUAUCAACAGCCGCAAUUCAGCCAAGGCCAAUACAUGUCUCAGCCUGAUGUUGCUCCUCCAUUGCAGCCCAGGUACUAGGCCUAGCUGUGCCGACCACAUGACAUUUUAAUUUUGUGCUUCUAGUGAUUUAUAGGUGUCCAUCUGUAGUGAACGGGUUCAUGCUUGUACUGG
Molecule: messenger RNA, 2316 nt
Organism: Protomyces lactucae-debilis
Lineage: Eukaryota; Fungi; Ascomycota; Taphrinomycetes; Taphrinales; Protomycetaceae
Exons: 1
Coding region: 64-2223 (719 amino acids)
Cellular component (GO): membrane
Source: RefSeq, a predicted model, not a curated record